GAAUGUGGAAACCCUCUAUAAUCCUCGCCCUCCUUGCGCUCCACUCAAACAAAUAUUCAAAGGCCCUUCCCUCCUCUCCCCCACUCCCUCCUCUCUCACUCUCUCUCAAACGUAACCACUCCUUUUCUCUCACAAUCACCCUCUCUGCCUUCACCUUCGAUUCGAUUCUAUUCUAUUGCCGACCAUGUCGCUGAGGCCGAGCGCCAGGACGGAGGUCCGGAGGAACAAGUACAAGGUGGCAGUGGACGCGGAGGAAGGGAGGAGGAGGAGAGAGGACAACAUGGUGGAGAUCCGGAAGAAUAAGAGAGAAGAGAACUUGCAGAAGAAACGACGUGAGGGACUGCAGGCCCAGCAGCAGCAACUCACCUCCUUCUCCAAUUCCGCCACUACCGAUAAGAAGUUGGAAAGUCUUCCAGUAAUGGUUGCAGGUGUUUGGUCAGAAGAUAGGAAUUCACAGCUUGAGGCAACCACUCAUUUUAGGAAGUUGCUCUCAAUAGAACGCAGUCCUCCAAUCAAUGAAGUUGUACAGUCUGGUGUUGUUCCUCGUUUCAUUCAGUUCCUUGCAAGAGAUGACUUUCCACAGCUUCAGUUUGAGGCAGCAUGGGCUCUCACAAAUAUUGCUUCUGGGACGUCAGAAAACACCAAGGUUGUAAUUGAUCAUGGGGCUGUGCCAAUAUUUGUUAAGCUUUUAAGUUCACCAACUGACGAUGUCAGGGAACAGGCUGUUUGGGCACUAGGAAACAUUGCUGGAGACUCACCCAAGUGUCGUGAUCUUGUCCUUGGCUGUGGGGCUUUGACGCCAUUGCUUGCACAGUUCAAUGAACAUGCAAAGCUUUCUAUGUUGAGAAAUGCAACCUGGACAUUGUCUAACUUCUGCAGGGGCAAGCCACAACCUUUAUUUGAGCAGACAAAGCCUGCUCUCCCAGCUCUUGAGCGUCUUAUACAUUCAAAUGAUGAGGAAGUCCUGACAGAUGCAUGCUGGGCACUGUCUUAUCUCUCAGAUGGAACCAAUGACAAAAUCCAAUCUGUUAUUGAGGCAGGUGUCUGCCCAAGGCUUGUUGAACUUUUGCUUCAUUCAUCUCCAACAGUGCUCAUUCCUGCAUUACGUACCGUUGGAAAUAUUGUCACUGGUGAUGACACGCAGACUCAGUGUAUAAUAAACCAUCAAGCUCUUCCAUGGCUUUUGAACCUCCUUAUCCAUAAUUAUAAGAAGAGCAUCAAGAAGGAAGCAUGCUGGACAAUCUCAAACAUCACAGCUGGAAAUGUAAAUCAAAUACAGGCCAUAAUUGAAGCUGGUAUAAUUGCACCCCUUGUUCAACUGCUUCAGAAUGCUGAAUUUGAGAUCAAGAAAGAGGCUGCUUGGGCAAUUUCAAAUGCUACUUCUGGCGGCAGCCAUGAGCAAAUAAAGUUCUUGGUGAACCAGGGGUGUAUCAAGCCAUUUUGUGAUCUCCUGAUCUGUCCUGACCCCAGAAUUGUCACAGUUUGCUUGGAAGGGCUUGAGAACAUUCUAAAGGUUGGGGAAGCUGAAAAAAAUUUAGGUAAUACUGGAGAAGCGAACCUGUAUGCCCAAAUGAUUGAUGAUGCAGAGGGAUUAGAAAAGAUUGAGAACCUUCAAAGUCAUGAUAACAAUGACAUAUAUGAGAAAGCAGUAAAGAUUCUUGAGACAUAUUGGCUAGAGGGGGAGGAGGAGGAUGAAGAACUGCAUCAGGGUGAUGCUCCCCCAACUGGAUAUAACUUUGGAGGAAGUGAAUUUACUGUUCCUUCUGGUGGAUUUAAAUUCAGUUAAGGAUAUUAAGUCUAUGUGGAAUGAAGCUGAGCGUCCAGGUUCAUGUUUUGGUUGGGUGGUGAUGAAGGCACUUGCCAUUGCAUCCUGUUUUGGUCCAUAUUCAAAUGGGAUUGAAUAACACAAGGGUGCAAUAAAAGAAUUUCUUCAAAUGGUUAAAGCUUCUCGCCGAUGACUACACAAACGAUAGUCCUUUUUCCUCUUUUUCCCUCAAAUCAUUUUUUCUUGUUCUAGUUUUUUUUACUCCUAGGUGGACAUGUAAGGCUGCCCAUCAUUCUCUACAAGCAUCUUCCUCAAUUUUUUUUUUUUUAAGUAGUUAGAGCAAUUAUUAAUAAAAAAGGUUUACAAAUGUUAAAUACUGUGCAUUCAGAUUGAGAUCUCGAGAUUUUGUCUUCCUGAUUAGAAAGGUGUAUCGAUUUUCUGGAGAUUAAUGUCAACAGGCAAUGAUUUUUCUGCUUCUUGAAUAAAAAUUUCUAUCAUUAAAUAUCAA
Hevea brasiliensis (rubber tree) is the source of this 2273-nucleotide messenger RNA. RefSeq names its product importin subunit alpha-like. The record is from RefSeq and is a predicted model, not a curated record. Gene Ontology annotation, molecular function: protein binding; nuclear import signal receptor activity. The transcript is spliced from 11 exons. Gene Ontology annotation, cellular component: cytoplasm; nucleus. Bases 185 to 1786 code for a protein of 533 amino acids. Gene Ontology annotation, biological process: NLS-bearing protein import into nucleus. NCBI's taxonomy places the organism in Eukaryota, Viridiplantae, Streptophyta, Magnoliopsida, Malpighiales, Euphorbiaceae.